Molecule: messenger RNA, 4255 nt
Organism: Cheilinus undulatus (humphead wrasse)
Lineage: Eukaryota; Metazoa; Chordata; Actinopteri; Labriformes; Labridae
Gene: fermt2
Product: FERM domain containing kindlin 2
Exons: 16
Coding region: 216-2282 (688 amino acids)
Biological process (GO): integrin-mediated signaling pathway; cell-matrix adhesion
Cellular component (GO): focal adhesion; extrinsic component of cytoplasmic side of plasma membrane
Molecular function (GO): integrin binding
Source: RefSeq, a predicted model, not a curated record
AAAGAGGGAGGGAGGAAGAGGGACGGCUGGACUCCAUUAAGCCGAAGCCUGCAGGAAAAGUGUUUGGGAUACUUCACUUCUUCAGCGAGUUCUUCGGGGAUUUCUUUCUGCUUUUGUCGUCCGAAAAACUCUCCAUACAUGAUUUGAAGUGGGGGGACUUGUUCUAUACCGUGUAGUCGAGUGUUUUAGUGGGUUUUUUUCGUCUUUUGUGAAGGAUGGCGCUGGACGGGAUCCGGAUGCCCGAUGGCUGUUACGCCGAUGGGACAUGGGAACUGAAGAUGCAUGUCACGGACCUCCACAGGGAUGUGUCGCUGAGGGUCACCGGGGAAAUCCACAUCGGAGGAGUAAUGCUCAAACUGGUGGAGAAACUAGAUGUAAAGAAGGACUGGUCGGACCAUGCUCUAUGGUGGGAGAAGAAGAAGACAUGGCUGUUGAAAACCCACUGGACGUUGGACAAGUAUGGCAUCCAGGCCGACGCCAGGCUGCUUUUCACACCACAGCACAAGCUCCUGCGUCUACAGCUGCCCAACAUGAAGCACAUGAAGGUCAAGGUCAACUUCUCAGACCGCGUCUUCAAGGCUGUGUCAGACAUCUGCAAAACUUUCAAUAUCCGCCACCCAGAGGAGCUUUCCCUACUGCGUAAGCCGCGUGAUCCCAAGAAGAAGAAGAAAAAGCUGGAGGAGGUGGAGGAGGACGAUUUGGAGCUGGAGGGUCCGCUGUUAACCCCUGGAUCAGCCUCUGAGAUAAUAUACAUCGGGCCUGUCAAAGGGAGCAUCUACUCCAGUCCAGGCUUGUACAGUAAGACCAUGACCCCCACUUAUGACUCCAGAGACGGCAGCCCACUGUCACCCACCUCUGCCUGGUUUGGGGACAGCCCCCUCUCUGAAGGAAAUCCCAGCAUCCUCGCUGUCAGCCAACCAAUCUCCACACCUGACAUUCUGGUCAAACUCUACAAGCCCCAGUCCCUACUGGACAAAGCCAAAAUCAACCAGGGGUGGUUGGAUUCGUCCAGGUCUCUGAUGGAGCAAGAUGUGAAGGAGAAUGAGGUGCUGCUGCUGAGGUUCAAAUACCACAGUUUCUUUGACCUCAACCCUAAGUACGACGCCAUCCGAGUUAACCAGCUCUACGAACAGGCCAAGUGGGCCAUCCUGCUGGAGGAAAUUGAGUGCACAGAGGAUGAAAUGAUGAUGUUUGCUGCCCUGCAGUACCACAUCAACAAGCUGUCGAUCAUGUCUUCAGACAACCACAUGAAUAACAGCGAGAAGGAGGUGGAUGAGGUGGACGCCGCCCUGUCAGACCUGGAGAUAACUUUGGAGGGAGGGAAGACGUCCAACACACUGGGUGACAUCACAUCUAUUCCUGAGCUAGCAGACUACGUCAAAGUCUUCAAACCCAAGAAACUGACACUGAAGGGCUAUAAGCAGUACUGGUGCACAUUCAAGGACAUCACAAUCUCCUGUUACAAGAGUAAAGAGGAAUCACACGGGACGCCUGCUCACCAAAUGAAUCUUAGAGGCUGUGAGGUAACUCCAGAUGUUAACAUCUCGGGUCAGAAAUUCAACAUCAAGCUGUUAAUUCCUGUGGCCGAUGGCAUGAAUGAGAUCUGGCUUCGGUGUGACACGGAAAAGCAGUAUGCCCACUGGAUGGCUGCCUGUCGCUUGGCCUCCAAAGGGAAGACCAUGGCGGACAGCUCUUACAACCUGGAGGUCCAAAAUAUCCUCUCCUUCCUCAAGAUGCAACACAUGAACCCUGACCCUCAGGUCAUUGAGCCAAUCACCACCGAUAUCAACCCAGAAUGCCUUGUGUCCCCGCGCUAUCUGAAGAAGUAUAAGAACAAGCAGAUUUCAGCCAGGAUCCUUGAAGCCCACCAGUAUGUGGUCCAGAUGAGUCUCAUCGAGGCCAAGAUGCGUUUCAUCCAGGCGUGGCAGUCUCUGCCGGAGUUUGGAAUCACCCAUUUCCUCGCCAAGUUUCAGGGUGGGAAGCGAGAAGAGCUGAUCGGCAUCACUUACAACCGUUUGAUCAGGAUGGACGCCAGCACUGGAGACGCGAUCAAGACCUGGCGCUUCAGCAACAUGAAACAGUGGAACGUCAACUGGGAGAUUAAGAUGGUAACGGUGGAGUUUGCAGACGAGCCCAGUCUGUCGUUCGUCUGUGCUGAGGUGGACUGUAAGGUGGUCCACGAGUUCAUCGGGGGCUACAUCUUCUUGUCAACGCGUGCCAAGGACCAGAACGAGUCUCUAGACGAGGAGAUGUUCUAUAAGCUGACUAGCGGCUGGGUCUGAGCUGCUCUAACAUUUAACAAGAAAAAAUGGGUCAACGAUCGCAGGUCAGGGCCCAGGAGGGGAGCGACUGAGGGUCUAUGGGAGGGUAUAUAUGGGGUUUAUUUUAUUCUACUAUCUCUCAGUGUUUUUAUUGUUUGGAGCUGUGAGUCCAGAACAGCACUACAUUUGCCAUGGCUGACACCAUUUUAGUUCUCUUUUUUUUUUUUUUUUUUUUUUGUGUGUUGACAAAUCAUUGUUACAACACUAAAAUGUAGCCAGGGUGGUCCAGAUGUGUGGUUGAAGCCGAUGCCACACGCCUCCUCUCCUCCUGGACCGAUGGCCAUCAAUGUAACGUCCAUGACAACCCUUUAAACCAAUCAUACUCAAGAUUUAAUCCCAAAGAUUUUCUUCUUUAAUCUUUUCGCCUUUUUUUAAUCUUUUCUAAAACUUGACUAAAGGAGCUGACAUCAAACUGAGUUUUAUCUUAUUUAUCCUAAACCAGAUUUCAUCAGAGUCCAAUCAGAAGACUGUUUCUAAACAGCAGCCUCCUCUGAUCACAGCUCUACAUGUCCAUCCUAUCCGCUAUAUGAAGGGUUAAACCUCUCUGAAGUCACAUGUAAGCACUUCUACACUAUAUAGUCCUCUUUUUGAAUAAGCUGUUGUUGAAUUUUCUUCUGCGUUGAUGUCUGUUGUCUUUGUGUCAGAGCUCUGCGUGAGCUUCCAAUGCCGAAGUUUUGUUUUCUUUUCAACCGUGAGCAUUUAGAAAACACACUACAGUUCAGUGCAGAUGAGAGUCGUGUGGGUUUGAAAAUCUUCCUCCCAAUGAUGUUAACAGCCUUGCUGCAAAAAUACUCCUCUUAAAAGUCAGUAAUUCCAGUGUCCUUAUCAAUUGCAUGAUGCCUUCUGAAGGGGCGUUGAUUUAACAAGUUGAUGUGGAUCUUUAAAGAGAUAUUUCGUCAAUUUUAAAGUUGGGUUGUAUGAGGUACUUGGCAAUAGUAGUGGCAUAAGCCUCCAGUGAUUGCAGAGAGUGUUGCCUUUUUAGGCAUGGCAUGCUUGGAGAAGAUAGGCUUUAUAGUUCUACUGACGGUUACAGCAGCUCCAUGUAAUUUACCAAGUUUUAGGUAAAAAUGGGCCAUGGCUUAAUUUUUGAGGCAUGUUAUUUUUCACCAGGAAAGCCUCUGUGUUUGGCACUAUUUUGCAAUGGAAGCUUUGGCUAACUGCUACGUCUUCCUCCACCUCAGUAUAUCUGAUCAGCUGUUUGGGUCUGCUGCUUUGUCAGAGACAACAACAAUAAACCAAAAUUAGUUAUUUCAGCACAGUUUUUCACUUCAGUAGCUGACAGUGUUUGCCAGUUGUAGUUUGUUUAGUGUUAAGCCAUUAGAAGAAUAAAGCUACAGCCAUAAACUUACUUAGAUGCCAAAUUUCCAUUCAACUCUUCAGGUUGGAGUCAGUCUCUCCAAUUUAUCUCCAAAAAGUUGAAAAAGGUCAGUAAAACAGUGGAGCUCAGUAAGGCAGGGGAACUCUGGAUGGGGAGUGAUGCAGGCUGCAAGCCGCUGCUUUCAACAGUAGUUCUCCUAGACAUGGGCUGACAGUUUCCACACCUAUGCCACCAAGUAGCUCCUGCUCACAAGUCUCCACUAAAGAAGAUGUUACCUGCUCGUGACCCUCAAAAUAACCGUCAGAGACCGGGGACCCACCUUUCCUGGAGGUGGUUGAAGCAUACGAUGUUGCACAAAGCACGUGGACAAAUGUAGUUUUUACUUAUAUUCACGCAAAAUCUCACUUCAUAACUGUGUUUUUAUUUUAAAUUUGAACUCAUUUAAAAAAUGUUUUUACAAUAAUGGAUGACAUAUCUCUCCCAUCUAUCUUUCUGCUAAGUCUCCAUCUGCAGAAGUUCUUCCUCUGUGCACUCUGGGUCUAAAAAGCAUGCCCUCGUAUCCACAGUAAACAACACAUCAUCGCCACUACAGUCAAAAUAAAAUGUUUUAGUGUCA